GCAAGAAGUGAGCAGCUCCUCUCAUACACACACACUCCACUGUAGACAUGAUUCACCCUCUGAUUCUCUCUGGGAUUUUACUUUACAUCUCAGGUGCUGCUGGAGUUAAUAGACUGAAACUUAAUAUAGCAGUGAAAUCUGGAUCAUCUGGCAUUAUUCCAUGCGUGUAUGAUAAACAAUAUAAAGAAAACCGCAAAUAUUUGUGUAAGGGGACAGUUUGGAGCUCUUGCCGUAUAUUGGCAUAUGCAAAUGAGACAGGAAAAUAUUCCAUAACUGAUUAUCCAGACCAGAGUAUUUUUACAGUGCGAUGGGACAGUCUGGAGACCUCAGACUCUGGAUAUUACUGGUGCACUGUGGAGAUUGGUGACUAUGGCACCAUAGACGGCGGUUAUUAUUUGUAUCUGACGAUACAAUCAGCUCCUGAUGUGUCUGUGGAGAACAGCAGUGUAUCUGGACAUGAAGGUGGUAAUGUCAGUGUCCAGUGUUUCUACACUUCUGGAUAUCAGAAUAAACUCAAACAGUGGUGCAGAUAUAAAGAUCAGAGCUGUUACACAGUGGGGAGGACUGACACAUCCCAGAAACCAUCAGUCCAGAUCAGUGAUGAUGGGAGAAGAUCCUUCACUGUGCUGAUGACUGGACUGAGACUCAGUGAUUCUGGAUGGUACUUCUGCUCAGUACGAGAUCUGCAGGUUCCUGUUCAACUCAUUGUCAUUAAACCCAAACGUGCAGUGACAAAUAUUCCAACAGCUCCACCAUCUGACUCUGAGAUAGACAUGUUCACAACACAGUCGUCUGCCAACAGAAAUCCUACAAGUUUGAAUAAAAUAGUAAACACAGUUACGACUACAGACUCAAGACCUGAAACACACAUAGAUGAAACCAACCCGUCUCUAAUAGCGGCCUCAGAGACUAUUGCUACAGAAAUACACAGCAAGGAUGAGCAAAACAAGGAUUUAAGGCAUGUUGGGAUUCUGCUCAUGAGUCUUGUAGCGAUGUUUGUGCUGUUGCUGCUUGUUUCUCUUGUUGUAAUAGUAACCUGGAGGCUGAGAAAGAAGCCGAAGAGGGGUCACAUUAGAGAAGAAGAACAUUUUAACAGCACCAGUAAUACAUCUUCUGCCUCAGUGGAUGACAAUUCAGUGUUUUACAGUUCUGUGGUCUUUAAUAAGGCAGUAAGUGUCGUCUUUGAAUGUUCUGAAUGUGUCACACAGUCUGUUUGUCCAAUUCAAAAUGGAAACUUGUUUGUAAAUGAUCACACUUUUUUGAUUUUCCAUCAUGUGACACAUGUAGCACAGAAAUUACACACUAAUGGUUGUGAUUCUUACCACUGAUCGUGUUUAUUCACAGAGUUUAUCAUCAGUGGAUCCAGAGGGUCAUGUGAUCUACAGCUCUGUGAAAAAGUUUAUAACAUACACACCCUGCUCCUUCUUAAUAAAGUUAUGAGCAAAUGAAAGUAAAUCAUUGUAAAUUAGUAAUAAUUCAUUAUAAUUCUAUUUCUACCAUUUCAGUUUUAGUUAGUGUAAACCUGUUAACUGUCAUCCUCCUUUCUGAACAUGGACAUGAAACUGCACUAUCCAAACAUAAAUGGUUGUAAUUCAUGAAUGCUUUGGAACAAGAUGGUUACUAAAUAUGGAACCUUGAGUCUCAGACCUUUCCAAAGAUAUUUAUAUUGUAAAUAGUGCAGUAAAUUUUGUAAUAUGAAACAUGACACCACCCAUUAGGGGGAGGAGCCUGCUAAAAGGAUUUAAAGGGAUAGUUCACCCAAAAAAUAAAAUUCUGUCAUCAUUUAUUCACCCUCAAGUUCCAAACCUGUAUAAAUUUCUUUCUUCUGCUGAACACAAAAGAAUAUAAUUUGUAGAAUGUUUGUAACCAAACAGUUGUGGGGCAUCAUUGACUUCCAUAGUAUGGGGAAAAAAAUUACUACGGAAGUCAGUGGAGCCCCACAACUGUUUGGUUAAUUAUCCCUGUAAAGUAUCAUUUUCAUCAUAGCGCAAAGAUUAAGAAUACUGAGGGUUUACGCUUUCAAAUGAUACUUAUGAUGAUUAAUAAAAUAUGUGAUAUAAUAGGCAAUAAAAAAGAGCACCAAGAAAUUAAUAAUUUCACUCUUGAAUAAAAAUGCAUUUCAUUUCUCUGCAUCUUACAGGUACAUUCCAGAGUGGAUUCUUGACCAAAUGGAGGACUUCAUGUUUCUUUUCAUGCAAGUCUAAAUUAGGCCUACAUAAAUUGUAGGAUUACAUAAAUGCAGUUUUGUUAGUUUUAAUUAAAUUACAGUUUAUUAAAAAAAAAAAAUGUUA
Molecule: messenger RNA, 2291 nt
Organism: Ctenopharyngodon idella (grass carp)
Lineage: Eukaryota; Metazoa; Chordata; Actinopteri; Cypriniformes; Xenocyprididae
Product: polymeric immunoglobulin receptor-like
Exons: 10
Coding region: 48-1328 (426 amino acids)
Source: RefSeq, a predicted model, not a curated record